CUUCCAGAGAGUAUCUGAAUGGACAAAAAAAUUCCAUCCAUCUAGUGCAAGAUGAGUCGUCGUUAUUUUUCUCUGUUUUCCCCAGAAGAGAAAGACUGUCAUUUUUUAGUGUAUAUCUGCUCAACGUGAAUUCUGUCAACAUUUGUGAGAGCAGUUGGAUAGAGAUGACCUCAAAGCAAACGCACAUGGUCUAAAUGAAACAAAACUCUAAAUUUGAAUAAAUAAGGUGUUUUAAAUUUUUUUACAUACUGUUGCACUAUAUCUAUGCACUAUAUCAAUUCAAUAGACGUUUUUGUGUCUAUGAGCCCUUACAGAAGUUUAACCUGGCACGACCUUCUGUUCUGUGCCAGCUUGGAAAAUAAACCUUUGUCUUUACAACAUAAUAGCAUGUAACAUUUUCAGUGGGAGAUUAUCUAACAAUCACGCACACUUACUCUCUGAGUGACAUGCUGUGAUCUGUGACCUCUCUUAUGGAUUUUGUACUUUGGACACCAAGAAUCCUUCACAUAUUUACAGACGACUGAGAGGAACGCAGCAGUGCGUGCGGACUAAAUUCAUCAUGUUUCAUCUACAGAAUAUCGUUGCCUUCAUAAUAAUCUCUGCCUCUAUUUGUCAGGCUCAAGCCGGUGGUCAACAGGCAUCUUCAGAUACAGCUAAAGUCACAUUACAGCCGUGGCUGGUGGGACUCACAGCAGUUGUUGUUUUUCUCUUUAUUGUCUUCGUCCUCCUCAUCGUGCAAAGACUCUUUUUCAAGAAAGACAAAGAUGAGCUAGAAGAAAGGCAUUCAUUUUAUGAAAACAAAGCAGCUGAUCUGGAGGCAAAUGAGGAGACCAAGCAGACCACUUUCUAAUGAGAAGAACAGAUGAUCACAGUCCUGCAGCACACAACUCUUUCUCUCUCUGGAAAUUAUGCCACAACUUUGUGCAGAGUAAUUAUAAUACUAUCUUAUGUAAUAUAUAUUUUUAACGUUAAUUUUGGUCUUUUUGUUUUAGUCUUCAUAAGUGUUGUUCCUCACAUCAUCCACUAGAUGGAGCAGACUUCACCUAGUCACAGCUUUAAACUAAAGUUAAAAUAAAAAAAGGUUCAAAUA
Sinocyclocheilus anshuiensis is the source of this 1090-nucleotide messenger RNA. RefSeq names its product small integral membrane protein 24 (gene smim24). The record is from RefSeq and is a predicted model, not a curated record. The transcript is spliced from 3 exons. NCBI's taxonomy places the organism in Eukaryota, Metazoa, Chordata, Actinopteri, Cypriniformes, Cyprinidae. Bases 560 to 850 code for a protein of 96 amino acids.